UGUGGUGCGCGAUUCACGGCAAGCCGCUCGCUCUCUUGCACACUCACUUCCAACGCUUGCAAGUGUACAGACGUGUUGUUCGUGGUUGCACCCUCGUUUGACCGUUUUUCCAGUUGAAAGCAGCAAAAAGGAUAUUCUGACUCCCGGAGCAAAAGGGAAAAGAACCUUUCACCAGCGAAAACUUAGCAGAAAGCAAUUUGUUCGCGCGUCCUUCAACCAGAGUGUGCAGAGUCAAUAAGUACAGUAAGUAGGUAGGUAAAGAUAAAGUAUGCGUUUGCGGCUGCCAAAUGAAACGAAAUAGAAUACAGAAAAAGACGGAACAGAAGAUGCAACACAAACACAAAUGCAAAAGCACGACAUAGAAAGAGCGAGUAAGACACGAUUGUACCUGCCUGCUGUCGUCCUGCUUCCCAGCAAAAGUGGAAAGUUUAGUACUCAUUCUUCAAGCGUAAGAUUUGGAACAUAAAACCAAACCAAACAAAACUCAAAGUAGUGUGCAGUAAAUUGAGAAAAAAAAACAAAGGCGAAAGUAAUAUAACAAACCAGCGCCGUAAAAGUAGUGUAUGUUCGUGUGUGUGUGUAUGUGUGUGUUUGUGUGCUAUCAUUAUUAGCGUGUGUGAAACGCGAAGCGCGCAAGCAAAAGCCGUAUCAAUGUAUCUAAACUAAAAACAGCAGUUGCGAGAUCAGCAUUAAACACAUUCUUCAGCAAAACCGUAGAACGUAUUCUCUAUUUCUCUCUCUCUCUAACUAGAGUAUCUAUUAGUAGUGUUACUACCAUUUCUACUACUAUAGUGGCAGUUUGUAGAGAAAAAAAAACACACAUACAGAACAAAAGGUGGAGUAUCUCUCCCCAAAGUGUAUAUUGAAGCUUGGUGGCCGCGUAGAUUGAUCAGCACGAUCAGCACGAUCUCCCAGCAGCAGCAGCAGCAGGAGCAGGAGCAAGCGGUAACUGGAUCAGCGAACGGAAAGAUGCUGUUUGAAACGACUAUAUCGCCCGCAAAAAUGUAUCAGUACAAUGUGCCUCCACCGAUGCAGGGCCCGACGGCCGUUCCCGUACCGAACAUAAGAUUGCACGCCGCCACUUAUGGUGCCGGCACACUCGAUCCGAAUGGAAUUCUGGACACACACGAUCUACACACUACGCUGGUGCCCCUUAAGCCGGCACUGCUCGCAUCCCAGGCAGCCGUCGUAGCCGCGACCCAACAGCAACAGAUGAAGAGAGAGCAGUCGCAAACGUCACAGCAGCAGGCCCAGGUACUGUCACCGCAGCAGCAGCAGCAGCCCCAGCCGACCGCCGCCCAACAGCAGCAGCAGCUCCAGGCCCAGCUCCAGCAGCAACAGGUGCAGGCCCAGGUCCAGCAGCAGCAACAGCAGCAGGCGGCCCAGCAGCAGGCCCAGCAGCAGCAAGCGCAGGCCCAGCAGCAGGCCCAGCAGCAGGCACAGCAGCAGCAGCAGGUGGUGGCACAGCAACAGCAGCAGGUUAACGGAGCGAGCGUUAACGGUUGCGCCAAGACGGGCGGCAACGCCAGCAACGGCAGCUCGUCCGGCCGCUCCACACCGAACAAUGGUAGCGAUCCGGCACCGGGCAAGCUGUUUGUCGGCGGGCUGAGCUGGCAGACGUCGUCGGAGAAGCUGAGCGAGUACUUCGGCAUGUUCGGCACGGUUACGGACGUGCUGAUCAUGAAGGAUCCCGUCACCCAGCGAAGCCGCGGUUUCGGGUUCAUCACAUUCCAGGAGCCGAACAGCGUGGACAAGGUGCUGCAGGUGCCGAUACACACGCUCGACGGCAAGAAGAUCGAUCCGAAGCACGCAACGCCGAAGAACCGCCCCAAGACGCAGUCGAACAAGACGAAGAAAAUCUUCGUCGGCGGCGUCAGCCAGGACACGUCGGCCGAGGAGGUGAAGGCGUACUUCAGCCAGUUCGGCAAGGUGGAGGAGACGGUGAUGCUGAUGGACCAGCAGACGAAGCGCCACCGCGGGUUCGGCUUCGUCACGUUCGAGAACGAGGACGUGGUCGACCGGGUGUGCGAGAUUCACUUCCACACGAUCAAGAACAAGAAGGUGGAGUGCAAGAAGGCGCAGCCGAAGGAGGCGGUCGCACCGACCGCCCAGCAGCUGCUCCAGAAGCGCAUCAUCCUGGGCAAUCUGGGCGUGCCGAUGGGUGCGGGCGCUCCGAGCUCGGCCGCCGCCGCUGCCCGGCUGGUCGGGGCGGCCCAGGCCGGUGGCAAUCCGGGGCUGGUCAAUCCGCUCGCCGCCAACCCGCUGAUGGUGCAGGCGCAGGCGGCCCAGGCGGCUCAGGCGGCCCAGGCGGCCCAGGCUGCCGCGAUGCAGCUGCAGAACGGGUUCGGCAAAGUCUUCACUACAUAUCCUCCGACACUGCAUAGCUUUAGAUACUCGCCAUACAGCAUUCCAUCGGCUGCCGCUGCCGCCGCUAAUGCAGCCGCCGGCGUGAAUCCGCUGACGAGCGUGUCCGCCAACCAGGCCGCCCAGGGCCAGCCGCAGCAGGUACCGCACCCGACGUCCGUCGCCGGCGCCACGGUGGCGACGCAGGGCGCCCCACAGCAGACGAGCCAGCAGGCCGCGGCCGCCGCCCAGAUGGCAGCCGCCGGUCUGACGAACCCGUACCAGGGCUACAGCCUGGCCAAUGUAGACAUGUCGAGCUUCCAGGGCGUCGACUGGGGCUCGCUGUACGGCAUGGGAAUAUUGUACCCUGAGAGCCACUGUUGAGAGCUCCGCCGUCUUCACCGCCAUCGUCUGUUUGCCAUAGUAGGAGGUGGUGGCAGCAGUAAGCGAAUGCAACGCACCCCCCACCAUUGCAUUGCAUUCAUCUUCCGGUUGGUCGGUUGAUCGGAGUUACAGCCGAUGAUGCUGGCCGCCAACCCGUAAAUGGGGUGCAUAAGUAGUGCAGAAGACAAGAUCAACUGUACUCAUCAUCAUCAUCAUCAUCAUGAUUCAUCAUCAUGAUUCAUCAUCACGAUACAUCGUAAAGACUGUUUUAGUUCUGUUAAGUUUUAUUUAGUCGAGCGGAGGAUAUUAUUUUAGAUUUGCGUUUAUUGUACACCAAUAGAGAGAUCGGGGCGCUGUUCGUCAACAGUGUAGAUCUAUUAAUGAGAACACUUGUAUUUCACUUCAACUCUAUCAUUUUACAACAAACGAUUCAAUCACUUGCUCUCGAUAGCUUUGCAACAACGGUCAUUACAGAUAAGUAAUAAUUAUUUUUAACCCACAUCCCCGACCCAAUCCAUGCAUAUGGCGGCUCAGAUGGUGGAAGCGGUAAGCUCUCGCCCCAAACACCCGGACAAAAAACCCCGGUCGUUGCACAUUUCGUCUUGGCAAGCACACACAUUCAUGUCAAUAUUGUUCGGCGUACAGAUUUUCUCUCCCCAACUCUCCUCCAACGAACAGAGCGAACAGAGGAGAAGCAAACGAUGGGGAGAACUGCAAGAAACCCCAAAUCCAUCAAUCAAGACCGAUCCGUGUGCGCUGCUCUACACUUUCCGUUCUUUCUUCUGCUUCUAACAUCCCUUCCCUCCAAGCAAUGUGGUGGUUUUUUGUAUUAUUAUUAUUAUUACUACUAUUGCGCUAUUUUUAGGCCAGAAGCGCUCAAAUGUGUCCGUCACUGUUUCGGAUUUCAAGUACCGUGCAGUUUUUGGCGUGGCCGGACGUUCUGGGACUAAUUCCUUCACGGCUCGUAAUGUUGCCUCCAAUGGAAGCACAUCAAAGUGUGUGUACGUGUGUGUGUGUGUGUGUUGUAAAAACCAGCCGAGCUCGAAGAAUGAACCCGAUUGAGCAGCGAUCGGCGAAUGCAGUGGUCGGCAAUGCAUUGCACGUGUGCAAGGUGUGGUUUUCAAUUGCAUGGUUUUGAAUUUUUAUUGACUAAGGUCAUGUGAAAACAUGCGUACUUAAUUGAUUGUACAGUGGAUUGUUGUUGUAUGGCAGAUAAAAAUGCAUAAUCAAAAACAGCUGCCCUGGCUCACCGUCUGGAGUAACGGAUGCGUUUCUCCAUUCCCUAUGAUAAUGGUUUAUUGCUUUUACCUAAAUAAACCAUUUUUGCCUCCUUUUUUGUGUGUAGCAAUUACACAGUAAAUGCUGCGCAAACGCUUCACAACAUCAUCGCACCUGGAGAAAAGUGUGUGAUAGAGAGAGUUGAAAAUGAAGAUAUAUAGGAUGCAAGUGCAUGUUGCACCAACCAAUGGUGAAAUUUUCAAUUUUUCUAAACGAAAUCAUAAUUAGUUCGUGUUUAGUAAACCAAAACAAAAACAAUUAAAUUUGAUUUUCUUAUUAUCUAUGAAGAAAAAGUGACACGGGUUCAUCGUUCAACAGUUUAUCGCCACAUAGCACAGCAUAGCAUUAGCAUAGCAUAGCCUGUUAAUUAGUAGUUGGAAUGUGUUGCAUUUUUUUGAUUGCAUAAUGCCGUGCUUUCCGUUGACAUGUUUCGCGUUCGUUAAAGGGGAAAAUAAUAGCAAAGAUGCAAAAUUGUCAGUUAGUUUAGUUAGUGUACGUUCAAUGUUCAUACUUUGUGCCCUUCGCGCCGUGUGGGCCCUUUUCUUUCCGUUCUCUCUGUUUCUGUCGCUCAUUUGUUUGGCCUUGCGGCACACCCCCCUCCUUCUUUUCACUGUCUUCUAGUCAACUUAUCCUCCUUAUCCAAGUUCGUUGUCUCUCGUAUGCCGGGCCGUACGGAUUUUGUUGCGUUUGCGUAAGUGCGAGAUACUCGCUUUAGCGGAAGAGGGAACAGUUACCAUUAGAGAUAUAAAUUUGUUCGUUCGCCAUUCUAUCAAACUUUCUAUAUACAUAUAUAUACUUUGUAAAAUGCGGUAGUUGUGUAACUGAACUCAUUUUGUACUGUAGUUUCCAUCUUUUUUGUUGUUUUUUGGUACAAUUUCUUUGUUAAUGUUACAUAUGUAUGCAGUUUUUGUUCAAUUUGCUACAACUUUUCCUACUACUAGCAGCGAUCAAUAUCAGUAGUAGUAGUAGUUGUGUUUCGGUUUAAAUCUAGCCGUUUCGUUCUGUUCCGUAAUUAGAUGUUUCAAUUCAAACCUUUACGGUAUGCAGGGGGCAGAAUAAACAAAAAAAACGCCAUACAACAUUCCUCGCAUGCCAAAGCUCUUUUCCAUUGCUAAAUGUUGCUAUUACGAACAAGCCGUAACGUGUAACGUUUUUCUUCCUUCAAGCCAAAACGAAAUCGUAGCGGUAGCAUUUUGAUCAACCAUUAAUUGGGAAAUAUGUCUUUUUAUUUCCAAAUAAUAUUGCUAUCGAGCAAGUCUGUUUCGGUCUCUACUGUACAAAAUGUCGCCCUUCAAUGUCUUUUCCUUUCCUUUCCACGGAUGAAUAGAAAGCACACACAUUUGCACGGGGUUUAAUAUUCAAUAUCAAUAGUGAGUAGUUGAGCAUUGUGUCAGAAAGGAUGACUGAUCUGCCAUCGCAAAAGCAGCCGUUGUUAUAUUAGGAAAGUAGGAACUUUUAUCACGAUUUGCUUUGCUUCUAAAUACCUUUUGUGACAAUACUCAUCAUCUCCACCGGUUUGUAGUGAGACUCGAUUUCGGUAAUUCCUUGUAGGUUUGUUUUUAAAGUAAAGUAAAGUAAACAGACCACCUCUUCCUGUGAAACUAUUGCAAAACCUAAUGAUUACACAAAUAGUGGCAAACCUUUGGUAAUAAAUGCAUGUGAGCAUUAUUCACAGAAAGAGUAAAACGUACUUAAAAGGCAUGUAUAAAUAAAACCACAUAAAUCUUACAUAAAGAAACAAAACAACAAACAUAUCGUAUUUGAGCGCGGGGGCGAUGGUAUAGAAGACUAAAACUAAAACUCAAAAUAGGAGCUAUUAUCGUCUACAACGGACCGGAGAGCAAGUACAUUCGAACGAGAAUUAAAGCAAAUGUAAUGGCACAUCACACACUCGAGCGGUAGUCAUACUUUGUAAGCUAAAUAAGGUAACCAAAAGUUCUUCCAUACAAAACACUAGAAAAAUGCAUAUAUUUAUACUAUCGAGAGAUGCCGCAGAUCAGCAAGUAAUAGGGUUUGAAUACUAAAGGAACGAACGGAACAAACAGUACCAAAACAAGGAAAGGAGAAGACAACCACAAAAAGGUGCACACAGCGCAAUUACUUUGCAGCCCACAUCCCACAAAUGUAUAAACGUACACACACUUCAAACGAGCUGCAAACAAAUUUAUAUCUCUAUAAGUGAAAACUAUUCCGAGAGUGAGAUAAAUCGAGCUAAUAAUUAGAUGGAAAAUCCAACCCACAAAUCCAAAACCCCAGUGAGAGACGAACUGAUGAAGCAGGAUAAACACAAAAGAUUAGAAGCAAAAUGGUCGGGAAUUAUUUUCCUACUUGAGAGCAAGACAGAAUGACAGCUCUUGAGCGAUGCUUCAUCAUAUUCAAAAGCACCUGCUGCUUUAGUAGAGCCGCCAAUUGGUUGGGAAGCGGAUUUUAUUUUCAAAGUCCGGUUUCCGCCUGGUUUCGCAUUGAACUCACUCAUGGUACAAACAUACUAAUGAGCGCACUAACGCAUUAGAAGCGGCGGAGGAGCAGUGUGGUUUUGAAGCCUUCCUUCUAACAGCAACAGAAAGCUUCCUUCCUACCUCAGAAAGCAUUAGCAGAGGUGUAAGAGCCCGACAGAUAUGUUUGUUUUUGUUUUCUUCAAUACAACAUUGGCUAUAGGUCAAAGGGGAGGAAUUUAAAUGUAUCUCCUCUUUAACACGCUAAGCACUAAUGGGCGGGUAUGAGAUCAAUCUAAAGAAACACACACACACACAAACCCGUAAAACCCCAAAAGGCUAGUGACGUAAUGCGAGAUUAUCGAUUCGGUAGUUUUAUGAUUUUCGGGCUGGCAAUAGAGAAAACUGUUGAAAUGAUGAACUCAACGUGGACCAAAUGGCAAAACUGACGAAGAAGAAAGCAAGACAAGAGAUCUUUACGAGCCAUUCCGCUCAAAAAAGCGAUGGCUCCGAGUCGGAAACUUUCCACCAACUACGCAUAUGAGCAAAGGUUCGUGACGGAACAGGUGUGUGUAUGUGUGUGUACACAUUGUAAAAUUGUUGUUUGCGGGCAUUAAGCCAAAAAGAGACAAAGUAUCACAUCACAUAAACAAAUGUGUAUGAGUGCGGAUUUGUGUAAAAAGCGGGUGAGAGAACCUGUGUACCUACUCAAAAGAUUACUUAAAACUGCAUAUAUAACAAAAAAAAAGAAAAUGAAAAGAAAACACACUAAAUUAUCCCAUCGAAUUUUGAAUCUUAGGUUUUGAGCCAUUUUAACACGAUCGUGCUGUGUAUGUUAUUUAGCCUGUAAAAUGUAAGAGUACACGCUUGCAGAGGUGUUGGGUGGUUUACGUGUUUCGAGUGUAACCAAAACACAACAAAAGAAUUGAAGGAAACAGUUUUCAGAGUGACAGUUUCUAAUCUGAUACUGUUUCUAAUCUGUUUGUUGUACAGUGGAUGGGCCCAAACUUGCUGGUGUGGAACACAAGUUGUAAAGGCAAGCGAUAACAAGAUUCAAGAGUAGGCGCGCGCACAUGCAAGCCAGCAUUAGCGAGGCUGGGACUGGGAGAAGACCCGUCUUUUACAGCGCUGACGGGCUAUGCGCUUAAUGAUUUGGAAGGAGAGAGAGAGGAAGAGAGAGAGAACAUUGCAACCAUUGCAAUCAGACCAAUAAUUGUUGGCUUUUUAUAUUCACUUCGCUUUGAAAAUCCCCCGUUUGGAAAUGGAGGCGCCUAUGCCCUGGUGGAACACACCUCACGCUAGCGCGAUGAGUGCAAAAACACGAUCAGCUUGAGCCCGAUACCCCUUGAACGCGAUCUUUCUUGGACAAACAGAGCUAAUCGGCACAAAAAAAAAACCCAAACCAACGUGUGUGCGUGCUGGACCACCCGUUCUGCUGGGGGGAUGGGCGGCUUUCUUCACCUGUCGUUGUGGAUAGUUCCGCCCGACACUCACCCACAAGUUUACCUUGAUACUUAUUAGAAUACGAGAGAGACUCAUGGAUAGCAAGAUUUAAGCAAGUUAAGAAAGAAUAAAAGACAACAAGACGCUUUCAAACCAUACAUAUAUGACUAUAUAUAUAGAUAUACACACACACACAAACAAACACGCGCGCGCGUACAAAAAAUACACACACACACACAUACAUUAGUAUUUAUAUUUUUAGGAAUUUAUACUUAGGAUCUGUGAAUUUUAUGGGAACUACACUCUAAAUCUAAAUUUAAAUGUGUCGUGCGCGAAAGGACACCCGAAGGUGCUCAACCGUUGGGGCGCGCGGCGUCUGUAAGGCAAAUGUAUUCAUAAAAGCAAUCAAUCGAUGGAACAGUAGUGGUGGUGUGGUGUCGUCGCAGUACGUCGUAUCUUGAAAGCUCUAUACUUAAUGGUUAGGAUACUUAAACAUUUUGUCGACCCGCUUGAGGACCUUGUCUAAAAAGGGCGUUGUGUUCUGCAUGGGAGCUCGUGUCUCGGUCGUGUGUUAAGAAAUAUACAAAAGCAAUAUAUCAUAUACGCUACACACUACUACACCACACGGUUUGUGUAUCUCAGAAGAAGAA
Anopheles coluzzii is the source of this 8533-nucleotide messenger RNA. It is a transcript of the gene msi, whose product is annotated as RNA-binding protein Musashi homolog 1. The record is from RefSeq and is a predicted model, not a curated record. NCBI's taxonomy places the organism in Eukaryota, Metazoa, Arthropoda, Insecta, Diptera, Culicidae. Bases 970 to 2727 code for a protein of 585 amino acids. The transcript is spliced from 9 exons. Gene Ontology annotation, molecular function: RNA binding. Gene Ontology annotation, cellular component: cytoplasm.